AAAGUUUAUAUACGAAUACAUGUAAAAUGUUACAUGUAACUUGUGCAGCUUUUAAUACCUAAUUUUCAUUGCCCUUUAUUGCCCAGUUUAAAACACUUGUUAUAUAAGUAAUCAAACAGGAAUCAUGUAAUGAGUCCAUAAUUUGAUUAAGUCAUUAAAACAGUUACAUUAUACAUUUUUACAGGGUAAGCAGUCUGUAACCUCCGCUUCCCAACACUGCUGAUAGAUAAUAUUUAUAUAGUAUGGCAAUUUUUCGACUCUAAAUUCAUUAAUGGCGCAGAUAUUUUUACGAGAAAUGAUGCAUACCUAAUGUCCUUAAAGUGAAUUUCCUCAUAAUAACCACCAAUCGGACGCAGCCUAAUGAUUUAAUAGCCCACAUCUUUUAAUCCUAUCAGUAAACUCCAUUUACAGAUGCUCAAGGACAAUGUUUCUGUGCCCUCUGUUCCUAAGAGACGCAGAGCAGGUUUGUUUAUUCCCCUAUCUCAUCAGAUGAGUCCGCCCGUGUGCUCACUUCACCGUGAUGUGAUGACAAUCAUUGACAAUAUGAGUCGUGCAGGUCCAAAGCAGGUGCCUGUGCGAUACUGUUUACACUCAGCUCAAGUGUCGCGCUCUCUACGAAGUAAAAAGUUAAUGAACCGAGAUCAACAUCGCACAGAUAUCCCACAAGAUUUCCAAAAGUAGGGGUUGUAAUUCAGUCAAGUAUUCAAAGCCAUGUGCCUGCUGUUUUUACCUCCUCUGGGCGCUCUCCCGGGUAGUCCCGCCUCCAGCGCGUAAAGGAGCCGACUCGCUUUUACGCACCGCAUUCAGUUGGAGCAGUUUGGAGCUCAGGAGGAUUCCGCUGACAGAAAUGGGUUAUCCGCUUCACAUGGGGUUGUCCUCUCCGAAAUGAUGCGUAGGGACGGCUGUGAUUCUGUAGAGGACUUGCAAACCACACUUGGAACGAUGCUGGACCUCAACGUCUCCAAGCCAUGGCGCGAAGGCAAUGUCACCAAAAAUUCCAGUUGUGGAUCUGUAUCAGUUGGUUUCCCCAUCACAAUGAUGAUCACUGGCAUGGUGGGCAACUCACUAGCUCUGAUUCUGGUCUAUAUCUCUUACAAAAAGAAGGAAAACAAAAGGAAAAAGUCUUUCUUGCUUUGCAUCGGAUCGCUGGCGCUAACCGACCUGUUUGGACAGCUUUUGACGAGUCCAAUAGUGAUAUCAGUUUACAGAGCUGGCCUGAAAUGGGAGCGUAUCGACUCAUCGGGGAAACUGUGCGCUUUUUUCGGUGUGUGCAUGACAACGUUUGGCCUUUGCUCUCUCUUCUUGGCCAGCGCCAUGGCAAUUGAAAGGGCCACGGCGAUAACGAAUCCCCACUGGUACUCCAAUCACAUGAAGACAAGUGUGACCAAGCAGACUCUGGCUGUCAUAUGGUGUCUGGUGUUGCUGUUUGCGCUGCUGCCUAUCGCAGGGGUCGGGGAGUACACACGCCAGUGGCCCGGCACUUGGUGCUUUAUCAGCACUGGGGACAGGGAAGUCCCGGGCAAUAUGUUUUUCGCCAUCACUUUCGCUGUGCUUGGGAUUUUCUCUCUGCUUGUAACACUUUCCUGCAAUGUGGUGACGAUCCGGGGCUUAAUUAUCCGCUGUAAAACAAAGUCUGGCACGUCUCAGUCUUCAAAGCAGUGGGAACGGCUCACCACGGAGACGGUCAUUCAGCUGUUAGGGAUUAUGUGCGUCCUGCUUAUAUGCUGGUCUCCUCUGCUGGUGCUGAUGCUGAGGAUGAUCUCCAACCAGGUGUCCUCCCACGAGUGCAACUCAACAGUCAUCGCCUCCAAUCACACCACUAACCGGGACAUCCAGCUGGACUGUAACUUUUUCCUGACAGCGAUCCGCUUGGCCUCCCUCAACCAGAUCCUGGACCCAUGGGUGUAUUUGCUCCUCAGGGAGAUCCUCUUCCGCAAGUUCUGCAUCAUGGCUAACGCCGUGUCCAACUGCUCCAUAGACGAGCAGAAGGAGACCCAGGCGGCGUUGGAUGCUCUUAACAAGCAGAACCAAGAGACCAACAACAUCCACAAACCGCAGUGCAGCUAAGUCAAGCAGGAGUUUCUGUGUUGUGGCUUUCGGGCUGGGACAGAUCGGAUGGAUGUAAAAACGGAUACACCUUCUUCUUGAAUGUGUCGUGAGGAGAAAAAUGGGGAUUAAUCGUUGCUCCGUUUCCUCGACAAAGGGAUACUGUGCAGUGGGAGGCAAGAGUGGUCUCCUCUGCAGUCCUGCUGACAACCAGCCAAGUCUGCUCCGGGUGCAUUUGUUUUGCUUAAAACACAUUCCAUUCAAAGUCACCUAACCAGCAUGUGGAUGCAUGACUGUGUCACCUCUUGGCCGCCAGGAACUCCCUCAUUUCUACCUUCCAGGUUUGAUAACAUCUCCCAGGCCCAGGAACUGAAUAUGGGUGACUCUAAACGGACUCACAUGGAAGUGAUGUAUCUCAUGCUCCUUUUAGUUUCUGAACUGAGUCACUGUUUUCAACAACUUGAAGCCAUAAGCCAGCUGAAGGACAAAUGGCUCUUGUGAAUGUCUGUAAAUCAAGAGAGAAACUGUAAAUUUAUUGUACAUAGCAUUGCCAUAUCUUACAUCGAAUGUAACUAAAGUGGUCGUUUAGAAGAAAAAUGCAAAUCCUAAACUGGAGCCAAGUGUUGACUGUAAAAUUAUUUAUUAGUGUCUGUAGUAAUAUGAAGUUCCUGCGCUGAAUGCUGAUGCUGCUAGCUGCUGCUGGGUAUCAGUUGUUGUGAAUUUAAUUGUGUGUAUUGUUCCUCGGCUAGCAGCCAGGACUGUGAAAUGUGAAGCUUUUAGUUUGUUGCCACUUUCCCUCCUAAAUAUGAACGCACUGGUUUAUUAUUGUGCAAUUAUUUUCUCAGCAAUCGUCUUUCCAGAGAAUCUUGAAGGCCUCUCACUAACGAAGUGUGAGAGGGAGAGAGCGGCGUGGUGUUCAACGUUAUGAGAUUAUUGAUGACAGGGUGGCCUGAUACUGUAGUUACGGCGCUGUCAAAGUGUCACUGAGCAAUCUCUGCCCAUUUCAUCUGAUUAAAGGUACUCUCGCUCGCCAAGUACACACUGUGUAAUGGCAAGCGUACUUCAUUUCACCAGCCAGAUCUUUGUGGGGAAAGCAAACUGUGCAGCCUUUUGUCCGGUUACAUCAUUAUAAGUAGAGAGAGGGGUGCUCUUUGGACGCAGGGCUGACAAGCAGAAAAAUAAUGGAACGGGGGAAGUCGUGUCCAAGCUGUCCGAAACACACAUCACAAUAUCUGAAAGAUCAAAAAGCUUUUUUGGCAAGCUUGAAGCUGCUCGUUCGACUGACACACACCGGGCAAGAUUUCAUCAGUGUGAAGGUCAAGAAAGUUGAGCAGCAGCACUGAUACACCAGUACACGGGGCUGUUUAGUUUUAAAUACGUAUUUUAGCUGCUCAUAUUCACGCUUUUGAUUUCUUUAGACAUGCUGAAUGUGUCGUUCAGUAUUCAGUCCCUUUUAUUUUCAUCAGCAGCAUUGAUGCUGUAAAUGCUCAUUUCCUUUUAACUUGUACAGUGAAAUUUCCCAGAGGUCUCAGAUGAAAAGGUACUUUUCAAUGGUGGUUUGCUUUUAGUGCCAAAUGACUGAAUGCCAUUAAGCGAGAGAGUGCUGUCAACAGGCAGUCUCCUUUUACAGUGAUGUAAAUAUGAUCUUUUAAGUUUUUUUGUAGCUACACUGUCAUGUGUAACACUGUAAAUGUAUUCGAAGAGGUCCGGCAUCUCGGUCAAAGAAAUCUCAAGGAUGGACACAUUUGCUGUCAUGGCAACCUUCAAUUUAUGGGACAGUUCCUCACACCAACACAAUUCUGCCUUCUCAGCACGUCAGCCAACAAGAUUAGACGUAUCUAUACUCUGCUUUGCCCGGUCUUGCCUUUGAAAUGUGUGAACACACAUGAGCUCAGUGAUAAUGACAGUAUGGGAAACUGUCGUCUGCAAAAGCCAUGUAAGAGACGAACAUUUUCUUCUUCGUAUUGAUUCAGAAGCCAGUCUGUCUUAGAUUAACCUUGGCUGGUGAGCGAAAACAAGAAUGGAAAAGGAAAUGUGCUCAUAAUGGCAUUAUUCAUGAUUAUUCCGAAGCCUAUUGCCAGAUAUGAAUAUGCAGUAAACCCUAAUGUGUUCCUCAACAAGUAAUCAGUUUCAUUAAUGUCUAAGUGCUAUCGAACCGACUUAAGCAGCGCUCGUUAUGAUGAAUGCUCAACUAAUUGAACUUGUGGCUCUGCAUUAGGAGCUGUUAUCCCAGCAUAUGUUUGCACUGUGCAGCAGUUAUUAUGUUCUUCAGCAGAAACAUCUGGGGUUUAAUCCAUGCAUCUAAAACAAUGACUACAUUUACUCGCCAGUUGCAGCGGGGUAUGGAGAGGUUUACGAUGGACUCAAUCAGCGUCCACUUCAACCUGCGUCAUGUCAUUAUCUCAGUUUGCUGUCCAGGAGACUUUGAAGCUUCCUGAUCUUCAGCUAAUAAAAAGAAUUACGCAAAGGAAUAUCCCCUUAAAACUAACUGGCUCCACAGCCCCCACAGUGGAAAGGAAAAUGGCAGACAAUUUGUUUAUUUGGAAAUAGGAAACAUGACACAUUUCCAGCCUCUUUAAUGGACCCAGUAAAGGCACAGUGUUUUUACAGGGAGGGCUCUCUGUGGUUCUGCAGUACAGUUUAUUCUUAUGAAAUAUGAAUGUUCAUUAGACUCAGGGGAGACACACAGUGAUACAGAAUAUCUGCAAACUCCAGUUUAUCGAUCCGCAAGGUGUGAUCUUAAAAGGUGAUGAUAGAAGAUGGCUUCAUUAAGAGGCGUGUCAGGAUUUAAUGUGUCCUCUGCUACAAAUCUCACACUGUCCAUACUGUUUAGGUUUGCUCACGUGCUUUGACGCUGUUCAUCUGUGUAAGGUACAGGCAACUUCAGCAGGCAAUUACACACAAGAGUCCUGCUCCAGCUCUGGAGGGAGUACACAAUUACAUAAUGAUUUGAAAAAGGCUUUAUGAGGGACGGGAGAAUCUGGUGUUGCCAGCUGGCUCCAUUUCUCUUAUUCAAGCCACUAAUGCAUGGAAGUGAUUUACUGAUUGCCUCAUGAGCUGAGGAGACACUUGAUGACUUGAGAUUUCAAGACAAGAGGAGAUUCUGAUAUAAAACGUUUGAUCAUUUGAUGUCUUUUAAGUUAAUUGGAAAUCGUGCAGUCUAAUGUGUCAGUAUCCAGUAUACUUUUGGGAAAAAUAUCAUGCCAUGAUAAAAAAUUUUACUGUCUUUGUUACAUAUAUAACACCGGUGUUGCCGUCCAUCAAGCUAAAUCAGACAAGCAUCUUCCUCUAAACUCCUUGUGUUGGAUAUAAUCACUCAUAGAAUUGACUGAAAUGAGGAUAUCAGCAGUUUUCCCCAGUGUGCAGGUGUCCUCUCUAAAAAAAGUAACUGGAUAAGAUAUUUCCCUUUCUUGUCUCUGUGGUAUCAAGAAAUCAAAGACUGGCCCAGCUAGUGAAAACAUUGCAUACCAUGAGCAGUUCACUGAUAAAGUACAUGAUGAUCCUCUGCAGCCAUUUGGAUCGGUCACCAAGUGAAGCAUCAGUAAGAUAAAGCUGUAGUCAUAUGCUUGUCUGAUAUCCAUCAAAGACACGAACAAAGCCAGACUUGAGGUGUAGUUAUUGUUAACAGUGAGAGAACCAACCUGGUGAGCACAUGAUGGUGUCGCAUAUGGAAACAGGUUUGGCCCACCAGCCAAGGCUCCGCCAAUGAAUGUGGAAUAAGUACCAGAUGUCUGAUCAGAUCAGACGUUCAUCAUCUUUAUCUCGUCUUCAUGUUACGCCUCUGCUUUUGAAUGUUUAACAAGAACUCUUCACACCAAAAUGUCUCUGAACUCUGAGACACGAUUCUCAGAUGAGGGCUAUCCACAUGCUUUCUGCUGUUCCUCUGCCAGCGCUUUUGUUCCUCCCACGCUGCGUUCAGGUGAGGAACGCUGUAAUUUUGCAACCUUUUGUAUUUUCCUUGAGAUAUUUUGACAUAUCUGUCAUAGAUAGGCCCACGUAACAUGUUGCUGAGAAGAGAAGAGAAUGAUCUACCUACUUAUCAAAGUGUCCUUUCGGUACUUUAUAUCUUUGCCCUCUACUUGACGUGUAUCAGUUCAACAUGCACUUUUGAUUCAUUUUUGUCUCAGUGUUCUCAUCUUGUGGUGUAACGUUGUGAUUCCAUUAAAGGAUGUGAACAUAUUUUUCAGUAUGUGUUGGGAGUUUGUGGCUACUGGAGCAUGUUUUCUUAUUAAAUAUUUAUACAUCCUCAUCCUAAUUAAUGAAGGAUGCACGUGAAUUGUAGAGUGUUUGACAAGCUGUGUGUCUGCUGAUUGAACUCUGCUUCGGCUGAGCCAAGGAAUACAUUUGGGAAAAAUCUAGUGUCCACUGGACUCAAGCCAUUUAACAACGCAUGUGCCCUGGCCUCAAUUUUAUUUUUGAACAUCCCCUGUCCCCAAAACUGAAGCAAAUCAGAAGUAUCCUCACACAACAGGACAUGAGAGACGUUUGAUAUGCUGACUGUGUAACGUUAUGUCACAUCCCAACGAGUCUUAUUUUCAGUCUUGAAACUGCCUGACACAUGGGAAUGAUGAUUGAACUGAGAAUGAUGUGAAUGUGUUUUUCACUGGUGAAUGUUUUCAACACUGUGAAUGUUGUUAAAUGCUGCUGGCCAUUUUCAAAGCAUGUGUAGGCUUCUAUAGUUUGUUGACCUUGUGCAAUGUGUUUCCUCUGGGCCAAUAAAUGGAGC
Messenger RNA from Epinephelus fuscoguttatus (brown-marbled grouper), 6772 nucleotides. RefSeq names its product prostaglandin E receptor 3 (subtype EP3) (gene ptger3). The coding region runs from base 886 to 2067 and encodes 393 amino acids. Gene Ontology annotation, molecular function: prostaglandin E receptor activity. Gene Ontology annotation, biological process: inflammatory response; phospholipase C-activating G protein-coupled receptor signaling pathway; negative regulation of gastric acid secretion. Gene Ontology annotation, cellular component: plasma membrane. NCBI's taxonomy places the organism in Eukaryota, Metazoa, Chordata, Actinopteri, Perciformes, Serranidae. The transcript has 2 exons. The record is from RefSeq and is a predicted model, not a curated record.